AUGAGACCAACUCAGAAACAGGUGAAGAAGGGGGUGAGACAUGUAGCUCAUCCCCUUCCAGGAAAUCAUCAUAACCAAGGGCUUCAUGGGAACGUGAAACACCACCAAAAUGCCCCAGAGUCGGCGACUUCAGCGAAACCUGGACAGGGGAUUUCUGAGGUUCCGGCUGCGGCGGAACCGCAGAAUCCACUUGUUUCUCAGGAAGACGACCCCCAAUCGGUGCCUCAAACACGCAAGUCUACCUUGUGUAAAGAAGACGAGGAACCCUUCUCUUUCGAGGAACCUCUGUGCCAGGCUCCUACCGAAAAAGUGGCGCUAACACUGGAAGAAGCGAAAUCUGUUUUGGGAGAAUGCAGCCGAAUGGGGAACAUGCUCAACACCAUUUUCGGCGAUUUCCUCUGUGUGUCGCCGGCGGCCGCUGGCAAGGAAGAUGCUGAUGAGUCGUCUAUGGACAGCGAGACCGGGCCAGAUGCCUGUAGCACUGUUAGUAGCAAUGCGAACAGUAGUUCCAGUAGUGGUAAAGACACUAAGGUUAAUAUCAGUGCACAUGAAGAUCAUCCUGUUGUUUGUUCGGUUACGGACGAAGCCUCUGCCAGUCGUGUUAACCACGUUGCUCCUUCAUCGCUUACAUCCGACGCUAAGAAAGAAGGAGAGCGCACCGGAGGGACGACUAAGACGUGCCAAGGAGGAAAAGGAAGCCCCGCUGGUGAGGCCAUUCCAAAGGACGAAGCGCCAUUCAGUACGAACCUCGAGAACGCGGACAGCUCUGUGGUCACCAUCCAGGCAGAUUGGGAGGAUCAGAAAAGACAGAUGUCGAAGACCGAUGCUACGGGCGGAGCAAAGAACUCGUCGUUGAUUAACGAACUCCUCAAGUGCCAAGCCACUUGCGAGGAAGUAGCCAUGAAAAUGCUGAACCAGUACAUCCAGGCAGAGAAAGAGGACGCACAGGAGCAUAAGACACUGACGGAUCUCCAUCUGAGACCCGGACACGAUUUGCCGGUCAGCGGAUCCAAACUGCAGCUCGACUCCGAUGUGCUCACGGCUGCAUGCGGCGACCUACUUGAUUCUCGACAAAUGAUCCAGAAUACUUUUCAGCAGAUUUUCCAUGGAUUCAGGAUAGGCAGCACAUACAAGCAAACCAUCAUCUUCAGAAAUACGUCAAAGUUGGGACGUCGGCUUCGGGUUGAACUCGCAGUUCCCCAAAAAGAUAUCCGCUUAUCGCCCUUGGACUACAAGUCCUUGCCUCUUCCGCGGCGACAGACAGCUGUCUCCGCAGAAGACGCGAGUACCUGCACAGCGAAGGGGAAAGCCUCUGCUCUCUCCAGUUUGGUCCACCACACAGGAACCAUUGCCCCGGGGCUGUCCGCUCAGGUCGAGAUUCAGUUCCAGCCUACCUCUUUCGAAGACAUUACUACCCAACUGCUUAUGCAUACUGAUGUGGGGUCUUUCAGCAUAGCGGUACUUUGUCGACGCGAGCUCGCUGAGCUGCCGACACUGCCUCCCGUUGUUGACUGCGGAAUACGCAUGGUGGGCGAGGCCGUAGAGGUGAGUGAGAGAGCAGGCGUUUUCGAGGACACCUUCGUCGUACAGAGUGACUCGGGGCAAGCGUGGCCCGUGCGUACGUGCGCCAGCGCAACAUCUAGUCGAAUUGAACUCGUUCAGUUCGACAACCAGCCGUGGACCAUGCAGAGACUCUUUGACGCAGUGGACUGGGGUGGAAAAGAGACAAACAGAGAGCCUGCGUUUGAAUUCCCGAAAAGCAACAGGAAAGAUGAACAAGAAGAGGGACGGUGGCACUCAGAAGCCCAAGACGACAUUGCAUCACGAGCUCUCCCGAAACGAAUCGACUUCGGGGAUGUACAGGCCGACGGGGGCGUAGCUGAGAGGACAUUGCUGUUGCGGAACGGGGGCCAGCUGCCUGUCAAACUGAGAUGGCGGUUACGUCCGGGCCACGCGCGAGAAGAAACGCGUGCUCACGGAGCUAAUCAACGAAGUCACUUUUCCCUCGACCCAAUGAACGUUGAGCUUGCGCCUGGAGCAACACAAGAGUUCGUUUUCUCUUUCAAGCCGUACACUGAGGGUUUAGAACGCAUACAAGUUGAAGCCACAGCAGAACUCGAGGAAAACUCGGCGAAUUCCGGACUCCCCGCAGCUGAAGCUGACGGUGCCGAGGGUGCGUGUGAGCAGGAUACGCUCAAGGUCCUGGGCUACUUCGCGCUCUCGCCAAGCAACGGGAUAGCUGCGGCAAACUCUUCGGUGGAACUGUCUCUGGCUGUAUCUGUGCUCGAGUGUUCAACACUCUCUUUCGCUCUUCCCCUUCGCCUCGCUGCUGCAUCGAAGGCAAUCGCACAGUCGGUCGGCUGUGAAGGCUUAAGCGAAAGCGCUGAACCCGAGGCACCGCACCCGAUGGAAGGCACUUCUUCUCCGCUUGUAACCGUCACCGUGUUUGUUGUCGUCAGCCCACCCCAGCUCCAGUUGCUGUCUGAGCCGACUCUGGAUUUCGGCGUGCGAGGGGAUCUGGGCUCUUCUACAGUGCGAGGCAGUUCCGGUGCAGGAGCUCACCGCUCCGAAAGUGCGAGAGAACAGGGUGAGAGAGCAAAGCGUUCUGCGAAGAGGGCCUGUGCAAAGUGCAGCUGCGUAAUCGACGAUUUCGUGGACGAACACGACAAGAAGGUUUUCAACGAGGAAGAGCACGAUGGCCUGACACGAGCCGGCGUCGAUGCCGUGGCGGGUUCGAGCGGCUUGGACCCCCCACAACCCCAAGGCUGCCCGGAGUGUUUUGCAGGGCGCCAUACCACGGAAACCGAGCCUUUAACUUUCUUCCCGUGCUGGGUGGUGGUUCCUGCUCACGGAGCAGCUGAGUUUGUUGUGACCCUAAACGCAAGACAUCCGGAUGUACUCAGCCGGGACGUUGCCGUGGACUGGAUCGGCGUGGAACGGGGUAUUGUCGUGAACGUCCAAGCGACAGUCCAGCUUCCGAAGAUCUGCCUCAAUCGCACAGCCCUUCGGCUAGACUCCUGCUACAUACACAUUCCAAGACAGAUCCAACAGGAGGGUGGCGCUCCCGUCUUCUUGUGCAAUGAGUCUGACCUCCCGGCGACUUACUCCUGGCAGCCUGUUUCUCUAGCGGCAGCAGAGGGAAACACUCUUGUCGCCUGCAGAGCAGCCUCCACUCCAAGCUUGAAUGCAUCGUUCUCGCAACGCUGCAACGAGCUAGAACCUCUCAAAAUCCGUUUCAGCCCCGAAUCAGGGACCCUUGCACCGCGUAGCCGACAGGCGAUUCAACUCGAGGUCGUGGGUCACAAAGCCGCUCCUCUCCUUCAGGCUGCUGCCGCGUGCAUCAUCUCCGGCCUCCUCAAUCCUCUGUACCUCAAAGUCCAGAGUCCCUGCAAGAGCCUCCAGCUGAAGUCUGCCAUUCUGGAUGAGGCGCAAUGGAAGCAAGGUCUACUCAUUGAGCCUGGCCAAAACGUUCGCCCUGGUGUAUCGAUGGAUCCAUCCAGGAGUCGGCGUGCGAGCACCGACCCUGCGCUGGACGCUGAACCAGUUGCCGCCCAGAAGGAGACCGUACCCAGCUUCCGGAACCCGGCGGUGUGCCUGCCGGCUUCUCUGCCGGAUUGUGACCAGCUGCAAUCAGCUGGCCUCGCCCGGCCAACACAGAUUGAAAUGAAGGAUAGCUGGGAGGGAUGCAGUGGACGGCCCAUCGUGAUGGACGCAAUUCAAAUUCACGAUCUGACUCCGGAAGAGCCAAAGCUCCUCUAUCUGGUCCUCUCGAAUGCGUGCAGCAUUCCGGCGACCUUCUGCAUUUCCUCAGCGCGGUACGCGGCCGAGCCCAUGGAAACCGGCAUUCCGGCGCAGGCGCGUCGGCAGGAGGAGGAAAGCCUUUUUCGGAAGCCGCCGCAGGCGCGGGACCCACAACGCCUAGGCCAUGCUGCGCGUGUGUGUGCCACAUCCGAACGCGACGGCGCAGCUGGUGUGAAACUGACGCAGUCAAGACUGCAGAGGCACCUCCAAGGGCUGUCGCGGCCGAAAGGGUCGUCUGUUACAAGACAAGGGAGCGCAGAUAACUGGUUUGCGGGAGCUGGUGGGCGAAACCUUCCCGUUGAUGCCGCCAAGAUGGUGCCGAGUGAACGAAGCAUAGCCCCACUUGGUGCACCCCAGAACAGCAGACGAAAUCAACAUCACGGCUUGGAUCUCAACACCGAAUUUACAAAGCCACCGUCCUCUGAGGUCAGCCCUCUUUUGGCCUGCGAGGCAAUCAUCAGCGCGCCUGGCUAUUUGUCGGCUGCGGGCCAGGAGCACUGUGUAGCCCUCAAUGAAGAGAAGAGAAGAGCUUCCCUCCUACGGGCAGGAAACGGAUUUGCCGUGUUGACUGCGCCUGCAGCGGGACGCCUGCCAGCGACCUCGACACGGUGUAUAUCUAUCGAGUUGCUCACUGAUUUGCCUGGCGUCUUCGAAGACAACCUCAUUCUCGAGCUUCAGGCGCAUCCCUUCGCUACCUCAUCUUCCUCCGAGUCAGCAUCAACCAUCCAGUCAGUGUUUCAGCAAAACCUGAAGCUGCAAGUGCACUUUCCCCUUCGCGUCUCCUCUGUCGGCAACGCUCUCCUUUUUGCGCCUCACCAGCCUUCGCUCAAUCUCACCGCCCAGCCGUGUCCUCUCCUGUCCGUCGUUGCCUGCAUCGUGCCGCCUGGGCCGACGGAAUGCUCUCCCGCAAAAGACUCGAAAGCGCUUCCUCUGCCCGGCCGAAAGCCCGCCCAUAAGGCAGUCAUUCCUCUCAACGCUCUCGCAGCAGCAGCCGGAGCGGCGACGGCCGCAGCUUGCCAGCGCACGGUGCCACGCACGGCGGAACGGACGACGCACAAGGCACAGCUGUGUUGGAAGGGCCAUGCCGGUCUCUCUCCACAGAACAAGCACGUGGAGACUGGAUGUAUCCAUUUCACCCCGAUCCGCCCUCCUGUGGGCACCUUCAAGGUCUUCAAUCGCAGUCCCAGCGAUGUUUCUUUGCAAUGGCGGAUCUUCGACCUCGAUGCGUGGGAUGAGCAGCGUCGCGAAGAAGCCCGCGUUCGGGAAACAAAGGCGAGAGAGGCCGAAACAGCUAGAAAUGAUGGGGAAAACGCAGUAGCUGAAGUGUCGCGAGUUGCGGAGCUGGGAAGCGAGUUGCAGAUACAGAGCGAACGGGCGACUAAGGGCGCUGCCUCCGCAGCCGCUUCCUGUCCGAUCCCGGGUGGCGCUCCCCCCCACCCAACAGCUGAUUCUCAAGCUGUCAUGUCUGACUCCGCAUUCCGCAGAGUGUCGGAAGUCACACUUGAAACAAGCCAAAAUCCAGGUGCUUUGACAGGGGCUGACCGAGGGUUGCCGAAGUUGUGCGUUUCAGUUGAUCAGCCGGCGAUGCAAGGGAUCACGACGAACAUGGCCAACCUAUCCAGAGAGAGAAGGGAAGCAAAUGGGGAGCUAGCUGGGAACUCUGUGGCAGAUAACGGGGAACAAGCGGGGACUGAUGCAGCGCAGCAUCGCUGCGAGGAAGAACAAGACACAGGUAUACAGGAAGGUAGAACUAGCAUGAUUGACGAAGCAAAGGACAGUGCGCGUGAGACGCGUUUGAACUCGCCGGAAGCGACUCUUGUUCCGCCCAACACGUGCGCCAUCGAGAACGUGUUCCAGAACAAGAGGGCCUCAAUGCAGGCAAGCGGCUGGCAGAAGGAUGUUUCGGAGAAUUGGAGAGAGUUGGGGCAGGCUCUUCCCGUCCUUGUCUCACCGGAGCGAUGUGUUAUCAAAGCCAAAUCGACGCAGACGUUCCGUAUCACAUUUGACGGCGUGCAAGGGACUGCCCAGAAGUGUCGGUUCCGCUUGGUGGGAACGGGGUCCCACAUGCCCACCGGUUCGCACUUCGUUUCCGGAGAUCAAGUACAGCCUGGGCUCCAAACAUGCCGUUGCCGACGAAGGAAUGAAAAACCCUCUUCAUCCUGCAGUGGCCGAACUGCCUCGGCGUUUUUGGUGCACCGAGCUCCAGCAUCCGCAGGAACAACGCACCACGCGUCACGACAGCAAAGUUGCGAAUGUGAGGAUCACCCGGAAACGGAGGUAGCCAAUCUGCGAGAAGGUUCGACAGAAGAUGCCGAUGAUGAGGACGGGGCCUGGAGUGGGGAGUCUCGUCGUCCCGUGUCCGGUUUGGGCGAUAAGCCGACAGCAGCAAGGAACGCCUUACAUCGCAGCCAGGGACGAGACGCUCCCAAAGCGAAGAGCGAGGAGCGCUCAGACAACGUCGAGGAGCAGCACGAUAGUGACGGGACCGUUGGGAAGGCGUUGUGUGUCGCAGCUUCUGCGAAGCCUCCACUAACGUGUCAGGGGCAGAGACCGAGUGUUGCCGACCGCACAGCGUCUCGUGAAGCAGCCAGGAGUGCAAGGACACCGCUACCGAAGGAGUCGGUACUUGUUCUGGAUGUAAACGCCAGCUUUUAUGAGCCUCGCGUGGUAGUCGAGACCUCACAGGAGCCCUCCAUGAAUGACGAAGGCGGUCGGAAAUCUGAAGUGCGUGUGGAACCAGACAGUUCCGGCGGCAGCUCUUGCGGGGAGGCAGCGCCGCUGUGUACGUUUACAGCAACGCCUGCGGCCGUUGGUGAGGCACGACGCGCUUCAGCAAACGGGGACGCUGAUCAAAAAUCCCGUUCCCCAGUCAACUACUCAGCAAGCCCCGACAUACUUCGACGCACUAUGUAUAUCCAGAAUCCCUUACCUUGCGACAUUCAUGCGAAGUUCCAUAUUGAAGGAGAUUACUUUAGCAUCAUCGAAAUCAAGCUGGAUAAGGACAGUGUAGGAGAGCCUUACAAUCCGGAAGUGGGGAAGCCUGCAGUACGACUCGAGGAGUCAGCUCGAGGCUUUACUCCCGACUUCAGGCCUUUGCCUGGCACUGAUUACCUAGCGGAAGGAGUCACAGGCCUCGCAUGCAAGCCAUCUCAGCUCCGCGUUACUUUCGGCCGAGCGCACGUCGCUGCGCGAAAAGAUGUCACGCGAACAAUCGUGCUCUCCAACAUUUCCGUGGUGCCGGCCAAGUGGUCAAUUUUCCACCUCCCCGAUGACGCCGCUUACGCUACCGUUGCAAAACGCGCCGUCUCCCCGUGGAGAACUGGGCACCGCAAAACACGCACAGGAAGCCAACUCUCCGUCUGUAGAAGCGCAGAGGAGCCAGCUGACGACAGAUCCGCUUUCCAGUUCGAAAAAAGUGACGGUGUCCUGGCACCUUGUGAUAAAGGCUCCCUGGGCAGCCUUCGCCGAGGCCUCCCCUCAGGAAAAGGCGAAAGUCAGCCAAUAACCAUUUUCUUCAAGUUCCGAAUAUACGUAGAGCAUGGCCAGUCCAUCGAGUUCGAGCUCGAGGGUAUUGGAAGCGUCGACGAGGAAGACGAUGCUUCGUAG
Molecule: messenger RNA, 7407 nt
Organism: Neospora caninum
Lineage: Eukaryota; Apicomplexa; Conoidasida; Eucoccidiorida; Sarcocystidae
Exons: 13
Coding region: 1-7407 (2468 amino acids)
Biological process (GO): negative regulation of cell population proliferation
Source: RefSeq, a predicted model, not a curated record